Molecule: messenger RNA, 903 nt
Organism: Gryllus bimaculatus (two-spotted cricket)
Lineage: Eukaryota; Metazoa; Arthropoda; Insecta; Orthoptera; Gryllidae
Source: the annotation of a GenBank genome assembly
AUGGAAGUUGGAUCAGAGAAGAAACUUUCAUCGCAGGGCGGUGAAAGUACUGAAGUAUCUACUGAAAAGAAGAUAUUUCAGAAGUGUAGUGAUGUAGUGAAACACCCAAAUGAAAUUUACGAGAACUACCGGAGUAAUUCUUCUUUACCAGAGAGCCAGGAGAAAGAUUCAGGAGGAGAAAUAAAGAUGGUGAAUGUGAAGAGUUCUUUACCAGAGAGACAGGAGAAAGAUUCAGAAGGAGAAAUAAAGAUGGAGAAUGUGAAGAGUUCUUUACCAGAGAGCCAGGAGAAAGAUUCAGAAGAAAAAAUAAAGAUGGUGAAUGUGAAGAGUUUGAAUAAUAGCUUAAAUGAAAAACUUCCUAAUGCAGACUCAGAAUCAGAAUGUGAAGACGUGGAUGUGAAAAAGAAGAAAGUGCUUCGGAAGCGUGCUAAGAAGCAUAAGACAUAUAAAAAACAUAAGAAAGGAAAAAAACCCAGAAAAGAUAUUUAUGACAAGUAUGAAUUAUCCAGCGAUUCAGAGCAUUUGGAUAUUUUGGACAAUGAUGGAAAUGAAAAAGGAGGUUUAAAGGAGUUUCUUCAUGAAUUGCAAAAGCAGAGAGAUCAGUUUGCUGCGGAACUUCUAUUGGUAAGUUCAGACAGUGACUUGGAUAUAAUUUUAACAAAAUAUGCAGAAAAGAGAAAGAAGAAAGAAGAAUCUGAAAUAAGAAUAAGAGAACAAAAUGAAGAAAACAAGGAAACCCAAUGUCUCAGGAAAAAUGUGAAUGAUGAAAAGCAGAGAAAGAAUUGGUGCAGAAGACAACCACUUCUUAUGAAGUUUUCAGAGAACAAUAUUAGUGAGAGGAGAGAAAAUGGAAAGCCAAAGAUGCCAAAGGAAAACAGGAAUAAUAGUGUUGGUGAAGACUAG